Rhagoletis pomonella (apple maggot) is the source of this 768-nucleotide messenger RNA. RefSeq lists its product as uncharacterized. Lineage: Eukaryota; Metazoa; Arthropoda; Insecta; Diptera; Tephritidae. The record is from RefSeq and is a predicted model, not a curated record. The transcript has a single exon. Bases 1 to 768 code for a protein of 255 amino acids. Gene Ontology annotation, molecular function: oxidoreductase activity.
AUGUCUCUAACUGGUAAAGUUGUAAUUGUGACAGGAGCUAGCUCAGGUAUUGGCGCUACCACAGCAGAGGCCUUUGCUAAACAUGGCGCUAAAGUGGCGAUCGUCGGACGGAAUGAAGCCAAUUUGAAGGAAACUGAAGCAGCCUGUAAAGCAGCCAACAAAAAAGUCGAGUUAUUGCUUAUCAUUGCUGAUGUAACGGUAGAUGCAGAGCGUAUUAUAAACGAAACUAUUAAGAAGUUCGGCAAGCUGGAUGUGCUAGUGAAUAAUGCUGGCAUCGGCCUAAAUGGCAGCAUAUUGGAUAUUGGUGUCGAUCAAUUCGACACGAUUUUAAAUACCAAUAUGCGUUCGGUUUUCCUUUUGACCAAAUUCGCUGCACCACAUCUAAUCAAAACGCAAGGUAAUAUUGUUAAUGUCUCGAGUGUCGCCGGUCUGCGUGCAUUUCCUGGUGCAUCUACAUACUGUACUUCAAAGGCGGCGCUUGAUCAAUUUACCAGAUGCAUUGCUCUCGACUUGGCGCCACAUAAUGUGCGCGUGAAUGCGGUCAACCCUGCUGUGAUAGUUACCGAUUUCCAAAAACGUAUGGGAAUGUCAAAGGAAGAAUAUGCAAAAUAUUUGGAACAUUGUAAAUCGACGCACGCUUUGGGACGCGUGGGUUCUACAAAAGAGGUGGCUGAUGCUAUUAUUUUCUUGGCUAGUGAUACUGCCAGCUUCAUAACGGGGACAACUUUGCCUGUCGAUGGAGGAAAAACUAUGUUGUGUCCACGUUGA